Messenger RNA from Rana temporaria (common frog), 1999 nucleotides. RefSeq lists its product as uncharacterized. Bases 338 to 1948 code for a protein of 536 amino acids. The transcript has 8 exons. The record is from RefSeq and is a predicted model, not a curated record. NCBI's taxonomy places the organism in Eukaryota, Metazoa, Chordata, Amphibia, Anura, Ranidae.
UUAAUGAUUCAGUGGCAGUUUGAUCCUUCUAUUAAGCUUGUUCUCAAACCUUUGUAUGCCUGUGAUUUGUGUGAUAAUGACUAAGCCCCUCCCCCUCACGACAUUGUCAAAAAAGUGGCGGAGAAUGGGUGACCCUAAAAUGAUAUCCCCCCUGAAAAAAGUUCUGCGGACACCCCCAUGGAAAAGGGUUAUACAGUAUAAUAUUCUAGGCAAGACUAGCUUCACUAGAUGGUGGGAACAGCUGAUAACGUUCUUUUAUGUUUAUUUUCACAUGCUUAAUAAUGAAUCAAUAUGUAUAAAACUUCCUCCAAAAUAAUGCAAUUAAUCUUCCUUUUUUAUGUCUUGUUUUAUCAUCUGUUCGAUUGAACCGUCUCAGAGGGAAGUUGUUGGGAUCUUCUCCAGAUCUACUAGUGAUGAUUACUCCUGGCUGGCGAAACUCCUGACAUCAAACCAUUUCAGAACGAUUGAGGAAGUUCGACCUUGUUACAUCUCCAACAAUGGAUUCCAACAGUUCAUGGAUGUUUUGUCUGAGUGCACAUUUGGGAUUCUGUAUCACACCAAGAACAGAGGAAGAAUCAACAUCACCGACGUCACCGACUCUCUGUAUGAUGGCGAGUUGGGUUGUCUCGAAAGCAUCCUUGGGAAGGACAAUGUGGUGGUGCUGGUCGAUGAUCUGGAGGACAGCGGGGAUCAGGAGAAGACUCGGAUCUUGGAGAAUCAGCCCCGUAUUGAAGAGUUGGCCAGUGACCUCCUCCUCAUAUCACACACAUUGAAAGCUAAUGAAAUGCAACUUGUAAAGAAACUGAAGAGUAUAAAGCAAUUCUGUCAUCCUUCAGACAAUUUGUCAAAAAGGAGGACGCUACAAGAACCAAAGGUGUUACCUGUAACCUCUGUACCUCCUCCAAGAUAUGACAUUGUCGUUUUCUCCAUACUGGAAGAUUCCAACACUGACUGGCUACAGAGAUUGUUGUCAUCUGAGAUAUUCGGACACAGACAAGUCACACUGCAAAAAAUGUCCUUUUAUGAGAAUGGAAGACUCAGAGAAAGAGCGUUACAAUGUAACUUUGGGAUCAUCUAUCACAGUAUGAAGAACGGGUGGCCCGUUUCGAGUGAGGAGGGGUUUCUAUAUGACGGAGUGCUACAACAGAUGUCUGAUGCGAUGGUGAUCAUUGAUGGCCUGAAGGAUAGUAGAGAACAGAAGGAUAUGAGGAACUUUUGUAAUCAGCACCAAAUUCAAAGGUUGGCCAGUGAACUGUUCCUCAUAUUAUAUUCAGAGAAUGAAGAGCAAAUUAUAAAGAAACUGAAAACUAUCAAGCAGCUCAACAACAGCCCAGAACAUUCUCCACAAGAAAACCUAAUUAUACCAAGAUCGCAAAUAAAAAACACCAACUCUCAGAAGACACCAACACCUACAAGAUCCGUCAUCGGCGUCUUCUCUGUAUCAGCAGAGGGUAAUAUCAGUUGGCUAAAGAGAUUGCUCUUAUCGGAUAUCUUUGGAGAAAGAGAAGUCACCUAUCAUAAAAUGCCAUCAUGUGAUAAUGUGGGACUUAAAGAGGGACAAUUUCAAUGUGUAGGAGCAAUCCUAUAUCACACUAUGAAGACUGGACCAGCUGCCACUCCACAGGAGGGAUUUCUGUACCAUAGAGCAACAGAACAGCUGGUACAUACAUUAGGGAGGGAGAACGUGAUUGUGCUGAUUGAUGAUCUGAAAAGUGAUACAGAUAGAAGAUGGGCGACGUGGAUCAAGUCCAAGAUUGAAAAAUGGGCUGGUGAUCUCCUCUACAUAACCCAAGAAGAAAAAUUCAACCAAGAGCUACUGGUUAAAGGACUAAAGAGCCUAAAACUGUUCCGCCAACCUCCAGGUAAUGUUCCUCAACUCUCUUUACCCAUAGCUAGAGGAAAACGCUGGUUUCCUUUUAUUAUUGUGGAGUUUAGAGUCAGGAGUUGACUAUUACGUUCCUGGAAAUAAAGUCAGCAGAGAUAACAACAGUAGGAGAGC